AUGGCUACUUCCUCGGUUGCCACAGACGCUUUCUCGUGCAGUGUUCGUCGUGGCGCACUGACAACUGCUGUCGAACUGGUGGAGCAAGGCCGUGCAGUAUUUUGGACCUGGCUGACACGCUUACGCUUACCACUCGACGAACUUUCACUGUCUAGUGACACGGGCGCAGCCCUGGCGAAAGAGUUACAGCAGCUAAGUUUUCGCCUUUGCAGCGCAUUCGAUAAAUCCACCGAAGACCAGUCCCUAGACAUCCAGCAGCUGACCAUGCAAUGGGAUGAUGUCGUCUCCCGCAUCCGCAUGAUGUCUGCCUUUUCUCGGUUUCUCCUACCCCCGCUGUUUUCUGACCUGCGGAAAGCUGCAGAAGAAGGACCGGUCAUCAUCGUCAAUGCUAGCUGGUUGGACUCCUCCUGGGAUGGCGCCUCUAUGAGGCCUGUCCUGGGGUAUUGUUGGCAUGGCUCUGUCUCCCUGUCCACUGAACUGCGCCUCUAUGAGGCUGGUUGGACUCCUCCUGGGAUGGUGCCUCUAUGAGGCCUGUCCUGGGGUAUUGUUAGUUUGGCUCUGUCUCCCUGUCCAAUGAACUGUGCCUCUAUGAGGCUGGUUGGACUCCUCCUGGGAUGGUGCCUCUAUGAGGCCU
Suillus discolor is the source of this 634-nucleotide messenger RNA. RefSeq lists its product as uncharacterized. The record is from RefSeq and is a predicted model, not a curated record. The coding region runs from base 1 to 528 and encodes 175 amino acids. The transcript is spliced from 2 exons. Lineage: Eukaryota; Fungi; Basidiomycota; Agaricomycetes; Boletales; Suillaceae.